This is a messenger RNA of Podospora pseudopauciseta, 2014 nucleotides long. RefSeq lists its product as uncharacterized. The transcript is spliced from 2 exons. The coding region runs from base 1 to 765 and encodes 254 amino acids. NCBI's taxonomy places the organism in Eukaryota, Fungi, Ascomycota, Sordariomycetes, Sordariales, Podosporaceae. The record is from RefSeq and is a predicted model, not a curated record.
AUGCUGUCGCGCAAUAUGAGAAAGACCUCAACCUCAACCAGUAGAAGACCUUGCUUGCCUACAGGCUUCAAGCACACAAAUCCCCCCCAGAUGUUAGCGACGUCAUGCGAAUUACGGCGGAGAUUGACCGCGAGGUGUCCAAAACCAAAGUGUUUCGUGGCCGUUGUUUCGGCCCCCGGUUCACCAACAUUUUACAAGCCGUUCAACAAUCUGCAGCACUCGGAGAUGUUGUUGUUGGAGGCUCUCAGAAUCUUAUUGCUUGUGGAGUAUGCUGUGACGGCGAAUUUCUCUGCGUGUGUCGAGAGGCUCUCCAAGUUAUUGAUCGAUUCUGGCCGUGCUGCGCCACGUUAUCAAGAGAUGGCUUUGCUCUACCCGCAAUCCCGGUCGCUCCGGUCAAACAUGUGCAAAUACUUUACCGUUGUCGUCCGUCUGUGUCACCAACUCGUGAUGUUCACGAAACAAUCUAUCUUUCAACAGUUGAAAGCCUUCUUGAGUGACCAAAAGAUGACUUCGUUUCGAGACCAGCUUGACCACUGGGCUGUCUCAAUUAAAGCGGAAGUCUGGCUCCUCACGAAUAAAAGCGUCGAAGAGCAAGGAUUGAGUUUGAAGGCCAUCAUGAGGUCAGGAAAGACUCGUCGAGCAGAGAAAGCAAAGUUCAAAGUCCUCAACUAUUGUUCGACUUACGAUUAUCAGUCCACUUGGAAAGAGCUACGAAAAGCGGGCAACACAAGUCUUCUUCAGGGCAGCGCGGAGUAUCACAGCUGAAAAACCGCACGACAGUCUGCAACCCUAAUAUUCCAGGGAAAACUAGGAUCUGGAAAGUCAGUUCUGCUGGCCAAUAUGGUUGCAGAUCUAGGCCUACACGUGGGCAGUGCGAAGUGUUCUAUCGUCUAUUUCUUCUGUCGACACAAUAUAGACGAAAGCUUGAAAGUUCAAACGAUUAUCGGAUCGAUUUUUCGACAGCUUCUCACCCGUGUCGCCGACUUUACCGAGAUUGAGCGCCAGCUAGUUGAAAAUUGCUCGCCAAAAUCGAGUUUAGCCGUUGACGAGGGAUAUCGAAUGCUUCAGGACUGUUUCCCGGCAGGCUUGGAAGCCUUUAUAAUCCUUGAUGGUUUGGACGAAUGCACCGAGAAAGAGAAGGCCACUGUCCACGACCAACUAAAGACACUUCAGAAGAGAUUUACUUUGCGUAUAUGCCUUUCAGAUAGGCUGGAGCUGGACACUUUCUUUCCAGCACGCGCAGCCCAGCUUUUGAAUCUGCACCGACUCUCCGUUCACAAGAAUGCUGCUGAUAUCGCCAACUUAAUAGAUGACGAGUUGGAAAGGCUCAUCAAGUCGAGCAGGCUGAGGUUAACAGAUCCCACCCUAGUACUAGAGAUUGCCGAUGCUCUCUUGGAAGGCGCACAGGGGAUAUUUCUUUGGGUGGCACUCCAGAUCUCAGAUUUAUGCCAACAAGAGAAUCAGGCAGAUGCCGACAUCCGUCGCGCCUUGAAAAAUCUACCCAAGGACCUCAACGGGACAUUCUCGCGAAUCCUUAGAAACGCAACGGAAAACAGCAAGGGUUAUCAAAACCAGGUGCUCAUAGUUUUAACAACGGUAUACCGACCUUUGACGGCAGAGGAGCUUCGAGAGGCUCUAAGUAUUGUACCUGGAAACCGCGUUUGGAAUUCGGAAGAGCUCAUCAGCGAUAUCUAUACCGUACUAGCAAGUUGUGGGAGUCUCGUUAUGGUCGAUGAAGAAUCGCUAACGAUACGUACUGUCCACCAAAGCGUCGUUCAGGUUUUGUUUGGCGAAUAUAAAGGUGCAGCACGACCAAUCAUUACACGAGAAGGGGCGGAAAAAGCAGUGGGCGAGAUUGUUAUAACAUAUCUUUCUUAUGAUGUGUUCGAUAGUUCCACCUCGGUCAGGGUUGCACCCCAGAUACCAGCCGCACUAGCAAAUAUCAUCCGGACAAUGGACAUUCCACUCAGCGUCCGUGAUGCUGCAGUAAAAUUGCUGCAGCUACGAAAACAGC